Molecule: messenger RNA, 603 nt
Organism: Lodderomyces orthopsilosis Co 90-125
Lineage: Eukaryota; Fungi; Ascomycota; Pichiomycetes; Serinales; Debaryomycetaceae
Gene: SEC72
Product: Sec63 complex subunit
Exons: 1
Coding region: 1-603 (200 amino acids)
Molecular function (GO): protein binding
Source: RefSeq, a predicted model, not a curated record
AUGGAGGGCGUUUUAUAUGAAUCAAAAGCUAAAAAACUAACGCUUGAUCCAGAAUCAACUUCUACGUCUUCUGCUUUGAAGUUAGAAAUAGACCAACUCAAUGUAAUCAUUCAGGAACUAAUAAAUCAAGGUAGUGAUGUACCUCCAGUUCCCACCCAAGAAAAUUUCAAUAAAGAUUUAUCCAAAAUGAUUAAGAAACUAUACGAUGGUGGUGUUCAAUCAUUCAAAAUGGGUAAAUUUGAAGAUAGUGUACGUCAAUUUUCAGUUGGUAUAGAAAUGAUUCAAAGAAGACCCAAAUUGGAAAGUUUUGCUGGUACGAUACAAGAGCUUUCAAAAUUCCUAAUGAGUAGAUGUGAUGCUUAUUUGAAAACAAAGCAAUACUUACAGGCUUAUAAUGAUGUUGAUUUACUUUUGAAUAUGCAAAUGAAUGCUCCUGAUAAUUUCUUAAGAAGAGGUGUUGCUAAUUAUUUUUUGGGUAAUUACGAAUUAGCUAGAGCUGAUUAUCAAAGAGGUUUAGCUUUUGAUGAAAAUCAUCCAAGAUUACAACAUGAAUUAACCAUUUGUUUAGAUAAGAUAUUGGAAGAAAACGGAGAUCACUUGUAA